This is a messenger RNA of Scleropages formosus (Asian bonytongue), 1382 nucleotides long. It is a transcript of the gene rps19bp1, whose product is annotated as ribosomal protein S19 binding protein 1. The record is from RefSeq and is a predicted model, not a curated record. Gene Ontology annotation, cellular component: nucleolus. The transcript has 4 exons. Lineage: Eukaryota; Metazoa; Chordata; Actinopteri; Osteoglossiformes; Osteoglossidae. Gene Ontology annotation, molecular function: enzyme binding. The coding region runs from base 84 to 581 and encodes 165 amino acids.
UCUAAACGGAAGUUAAACACACGUGUGGGGAAAAGGCUUUUCGAAGGGUGUGAUCGCAGUUCAUUCAGUAAGUUCCUUUCAAUAUGUCGCUUUCGCUGAUUAGAAGAGGACUGGACCUGCUAAGUGAUGAUAUAAAAGAUGUGACUGAGGACAGGAGGAAGAAGACCAAAAAUAAACUGACAGCAGAAGCAAGCCAGGGGAAAACAUUAAUGGACCAGAUAAGUUCAAACAAACAAGGUGUCACCAAACAGAUCCGCAGGCUGCGGGGACAGCGAGGCUUGGCCAGGCCCCAGGCCUCGGUUAAAGACAAGCGGAUUAAAUCAGCAGUGGAGGAGUUCAGGAAAAGGCAAAAAAAAAGCUGCCUGAAACAAAAUCUUCAGUACUUCCUGGGAACUAAAUGCAAAGCAGACCAGAAAGACACAUCUAAGAUACAGUUCCAGAAUUGUGGUCGGCAGUCCCGGAACAAACCUGACCAUCAUGUCAAGAAACCCAUGGAGCCAAAGUCUUUGUUUACAGAGGAGGAGUUUGAGCAGUUCCAGAAGGAGUAUUUUGGCAGAACUGUGGAGAGCGGUGGACAUUGAAAACCUAAAGGGUAUAAUGGACUGCGUUUGAAGCUUAACACAAUCAAUGACGAACAUGUCCAUAAAUUCAACUAACCCAUGUGUUAAGAAAGUGACGGAUAUGUGAAGGCAGCUGCUUUGUUUCCAGUGAACAUCUUUUUUUGUGUUGUGUCAGGUAUCUGGUUUAACACCAGAAACAAUAGACUGGUAGAAGUGCUAACUGAUGCGAUACAAGGUAAAAUUAUGGCAGUUAGCAGCUUAUUGUCAAUUUUGGAUGAAUUUUUGUGCGCCUUUGGCUUAGUCCUGGAAAGAUUGCUUGAAAUGGUUUUUGGUUGGAAAAGAAAAUAUUAGUAAUAAAGUAUCCAGAAGUAGUAAUAAUAUUUAGUAAUAAUAUUAGUAAUAACAUUCCUAGGGUGUUUCCUCAGCACAUGGUUUUCCAAGUAUAUUCUUACUUUUGUUAAUACAUAGAAAAUUGUCAUAACUGGUACAAUGAUGGAGUCAGCAGAUAUCAACACUACACAUAAACAGAUAGCAUGUAAGUGAGAAAUAGAGGAAUGUCUUUGGAGACCACAGACUAAAUGCCUUUUUUUAUAUAAAGAUUGCUUGAUCAAAUUAUUGGAAAAUUUGUGUCCUACUGUCUUAAUUAUGAAAUCUGAAAACAGGGUCUUUUAGUCUUCCCCAUCAUUUUCUUUCUCUGUGUGACUAUUUUGUGUGUAUAUAAUCUCUUUUGUGGGGGGUGGCGCAGCAGCACAGCGGCCUUGGCGGGGUCCUGCUCUCUGGUGGGUCUGGGGUUCGAGUUCUGCUUCAGUUGCCUUGUCUGGU